Molecule: messenger RNA, 11480 nt
Organism: Dromiciops gliroides (monito del monte)
Lineage: Eukaryota; Metazoa; Chordata; Mammalia; Microbiotheria; Microbiotheriidae
Gene: RAB15
Product: RAB15, member RAS oncogene family
Biological process (GO): Rab protein signal transduction
Molecular function (GO): GTPase activity; GTP binding
Source: RefSeq, a predicted model, not a curated record
UAAUGUAAUGGUUGGACAAGAUGGUCCUUGAGUUAGUUCUCUUCCAACUACAAAACUAGGUAGAUAUGCAUGUUACUUUACGCUUGUCUGAUAAGCUACACUUGUUCUCCUCUAGUACAGAUUCCUGGGGGGAAAAACAGUUCUAAGGGCCCGUCAUUCCUUGUUGCUAAAUUAUGUCUUUAGGGAUGCAAUUCACUCUUUUCUGCCAUUGGGGGAGGAUAGAGGUAGCCAGUACAUUGACUACAGUAUUAUCUAGAAGCCUGAAAUAGGACAUUUGCCUUCCUAAGCAACUAGAGAGAACAGAGACUGUUAGCAAUAAAACAGCUCUAUAGUAUUUUGCAAUUGUAAAGAGUUUUAUGAGCAUCUAUCACUUUUGUGAAGCAAUGAGCAGCAUCCUUCCUAUUUUAAACAUGGAAUUAACGUGGCAUAGAAAGAAUCGGAGGUUGGAUUAAACACCAGUAGAAGCUUUUGGAUUUUCCAUAGCCUUUGAUAACCAGAUAUGAACCCAAAUAAGCCAUGGUUGGAAUCCACAGACAUCCGAAUAAGGAUGAAGCCCUGCAUACCUGCUCAAGCCAUGUGGGUAGAAGGCUGAAAGGUCAGAUUCUUGCAGAUUGGUUUCAGUCCCAGGAGGGUUAGCAAAAUAGAAAUGGAGGUAGGUGUUGGAAGAGGGUUGAUGAAAAUGUAAAGCAGCAUUUGGUAGGAACCAGAGCUCUUAUGUAUGCCCAAGGUUUUCUCCCCAAUCCCACAUCUGCGUCUUCUUUGGCGCUCUCAUCAUUUCUUCAAAAAUGCACUUCCCCAGGGGGCUCCAAAAUAGUAGAGAGGGGUGGUGCGCGGGCGGUCAAGAGGUGACUUCAUUCUGUGAAUCUGCACGCCACCUUCCCUCAGCUCCCUCGUCACCCCACUCCCAUCCAACCUGCGCCCCUCCGCACUGUCCCUUCAUUUCUCAGUCCCAGCCCGCCACUCUCUCAGCUCCCCCGCCCCCUCUCCCUGCGCUCCUCGGGGCGAAGAGGAGGAAGGGGCGGGCAGGAGCUGCUGCCGUUGCUGCCGCUGCUGCUGCUGCUGUCGCUGCAUCCACCGCCGCGCCAGGCAGCCAGGCAGGCAGACGGGCGGGCAUUUCUCCUCCCACUGCCAGUGCCAAGAGCGCGGAGCUCCGGCCGUGGCCCCUUCGCGGGCUUCAUUCUCCUGCACCGAGGGGAGCCAGGACAGAGGCCCCCCGAGAAGCACGGAGCCCAGGCGGGGACCCCCGGCCCCCAGGGUCAGGACAGCCCCCGCCCGCAGCUGCAAGCAUCCUCACGGGGCGCCAGCCACGAUGCUGUCCGCGCCUGCGGCGGGAGCAGCUCCAACGGAGCAGGGCUAACCUGCUUUCCCUGGCCGGUGCCCCCCCCCAUCCCCUCCCCUCCCGGGGCCGCCCCGAAGCCCCCCGGGCCCCAGCCAUGGCGAAGCAGUACGAUGUGCUUUUCCGGCUGCUUCUGAUCGGGGAUUCCGGGGUCGGCAAGACCUGCCUCCUGUGCCGUUUCACGGACAACGAGUUCCAUUCCUCCCACAUCUCCACCAUCGGAGUUGACUUUAAGAUGAAGACAAUAGAAGUAGAUGGCAUCAAGGUUCGGAUACAGAUUUGGGAUACUGCGGGGCAGGAAAGAUAUCAGACCAUCACCAAGCAGUACUACAGACGGGCCCAGGGAAUAUUUUUAGUCUAUGACAUCAGCAGCGAGAGAUCUUACCAGCACAUCAUGAAGUGGGUCAGUGAUGUGGAUGAGUAUGCACCAGAGGGAGUCCAGAAAAUCCUUAUUGGAAAUAAGGCUGAUGAAGAACAGAAAAGGCAAGUGGGAAGAGAACAAGGCCAGCAGUUGGCUAAGGAGUACGGCAUGGACUUUGAAACCAGUGCCUGCACCAACCUCAACAUAAAGGAGUCCUUCACUCGUCUGACGGAGCUGGUUCUGCAGGCACACAAGAAAGAGCUUGAUGGUCUCCGAGCGCAUGCCAGGGAGGAGUUGGCGCUGGCUGAGUUGGAAGAGAAAGACAGCAAAACUGAGGGCGCAGGGAACUCUUCCAAAAAUUGCUGGUGUUGAGGAACCCAUGCAGGGCAUCCCCUUGCUCUGUGCCACAUUUUCCCCUCCACAGACCAGGGGACAGUAAAGGGCUCUGGGUCUCACUCCCCUACUGCUCUCCCCCCCCCCCCAGAUAACUUCCUUGAUUGUCAGUAGGUAUCACUGUCUAGCUCCUGGAGCGGGGUUCCUGGGCUCUGUUAGUGACCUUCUCUUCCCCUCCAGGCACUGGUGUUCUCAACUGUUUUCCCUGAGCCUUGGGCUUCCUGUGUUCCCAAGAUGUGUAGUGAUGAGCAUCUACAACCUCCAUCCCUUACUCCCCCUUCUUGCUUCUUUGAGCCCUUCCCUCCCUAGAGUGCCUGAGACCAUAGCCACAUCCACUCUUUUGCCUCUCUGUCUCACACACACACACACACACACACACCCAUGAUUCUCCUACCCUUUGUUACUGUCAGUGGUGUCAGUCCUUCCAUUCCUUUCUUCCCUCUGUUUCCUUUUGCCUGAAGUGGGAGCUAGUUUAAGGAACUGGAGCCAAUUUUGAGUCUUUUUUAUUUCUAUGCUCUCUGCCACAGGGACUACCACCACCUAUGGACUUCAUUCCCAUGCCCCAUCUUUUUUGCACUACAUUUUCCAGUGUUGUGAAGAAGCUGGGAUGGAGCCGGGCAGAGGGAGUGAGCACCCCACUGGACAGUACCUUAGCCUGUGGCAGAGCCUGCCCUGCCCACUUCCACCCACCCUGAUGUCUGACCCUGCCUGACAACUUCUAGCAUUUUGGGAGCAGUUUCUGCUGCUUCCCAAUUUUUAGUGAAGACCCUCUUCUAUUAGGGAAAUUAAACAUGGAGGCAGAAAAAAAAUCAACAGGAGGCUGGGUAAAGGAAAGAAGUAGCUCAGGAAAAGGAAUCUGGUGGGGAGGGGUGGGGCGGCGAAGGAAACUCCCUUGUUUGGGAGGAAACUGACUUCUUUGUCAAGUUGGUCUCACUUCCCUCACUUCGAUCUUCUCCUUACUCAUAAGCACAUGCAUUUUUCCUGUUCCUGGGCUCCUAUAUUUGGAGAAAUCUGAUCAGAGAUGAGAUCCUACUCUGGGGAAGACUUUGGGAUUAAUGUUACCAAUAUCAACAAACUCUUAAGGGUUGGCUGGGGGACCAGGCACAAAAUCCAUGGAAGAGCAGGGUAGCCUGUGAGAUGAUGGCAACAAUUCUCUCUUGGACUACCCCCUCAAAGAAGGAUGGAAUUCAUUUUCUGCCUUCACUUUCCAACUGAGAAAAGCAUUUUCCCAUGAUCCCUUGGGACUGGGUUGGGAAGCUGUACCUCUUCAGUGUCCUUUUCUUGAAUUCAACUCCCUUCUAACCCAAUUCGUGGAUUUGCCUGACAAAGAAUUAGUGGGAGAAGGUCAUAGAUGUUUACACAUCCUACCUUUGUUUCAGGAAUGAGGAUGAGGAGUGGGGGAAGUGGCAGAUCUUAGGCAGAAAGCUCUUAAUGACAUUCUGGAUAUUCCUCAGGAUGUGGUGUGCACAUCUUGCUCCUCCCAUGGGCUGAUAAUGAUGGAAACUGAAUCAUACUGAAUUCAGUUGAAAACUAUUGUGGCUGCCAGCAGGAAAGAAGGAGGCUGUGAUGUUUAUUCAGAGCCUCUAAUUUAGGAAGGUACCUUCUUUCCCCUGGGUCUGAGACUUCACAUGUCAUAGUCCUAGGCUGGGCCCAACUUGCCUUCAAGUCCAAAGAGACUGAAAGUAUGCUUGCCUCUUGGGAGGUUAGGAUAAUCAGCUCCCCUUUGGGGUCACCCCACCCUGGCAUCCCAAUACAGGAGCAGCCUAGAGGUCCUAACAAGACUAUUGGGGAUUCAACAACUUGAGUAAAAUUCAUUGAAUACCAUAGCAAGGAGCAAAGGGGGGGUGUGACCAUGCAUUCCUUCUAACAUGCACUCUAAAGAAUUAAAUUCAGUCUCAUCCCCAUAACUCAAGUUACAGAAAGACCAGGGAAGUUAAGAAUGAGAAUGGGGUGGGGGGGCAGCUAGGUGGCUCAAUGGAUAAAGCACCGGCUCUGGAUUCAGGAGGACCUGAGUUCAAAUCCAGCCUCAGAUACUUGACACUUACUAGCUGUGUGACCCUGGGCAAGUCACUUAACCCUCAUUGCCCUGGGUGGAAAAAAGAAUGAGAAUAGUUGAGGCUGGUAGGAGAAAGAAGAAUAUAUUGGACUUCCAACUAACGGGAGACUUAAGGCUAAGGGAGAGGAGACAAGGAGAUGGGACUUCACUUAAAUCAGUUAAAUUUAUUAUUAAGCCUCUAUUAGGUGCUUAAUUGACAGUCAAUAAACAUUUAUUAAGUGCCUACUUUGUGCCAGGCACUGUGCUAAACGCUGGGGAUACAAAGAAAGGCAAAAGACUCCCUGCCUUCAAGGAUCUCACAGUCUAAUAUUAGUGGGAGACAACAAGCAAACUACUAUGUGCAAGUGAGCCACAUCCAGGACAAAUAGGAAAUAAUCAGCAGAGGGAAGGCACUAGAAUUCAUUAGAGCUUGAGGGGUUCCUAUAGAAGGUGGGACUUUGGUUGGGACUUGAAGGAAAUCCCAGAAUCUGGGAGGCAGAGAUGAGGAAGGAGAAUAUUUCAUGAAUGGGGCACAGCCAGAGGAAAUGUCCAGAGCUGGAAAAUGUUCAUGGAAUAGCAAGCAAGGAGGCCGUUGUCACUGGAUCUAAGAGUGUGUGUGUGAGGGGUGAUGGAAAGUAUAAGAAAAUUGGAAAGAUGAGGGAGAGAGACUGGGUGGGGCUAGGUUAUAAAGGGCUUUGACUACCAAACAGGAAUUUGGUUUUGAUCCUGGAGACACUGGAGUUUAUUGAGUAUGAGAAUGACAUGUUUGAACCUGUGUUUUGGCUGGCAGCUGAAUGGAGGAUAGACUAAAGCGGUAAGCAAACCAACAGCCUUAUUGCAAUACUCAAGCUAUGAAGUGAUGAGGGCCAGCACUGUUAGUUGCUUGAGGCUAUACAGAGUUUACUGAAAACACUGGAAUCCUGUGCUUAUGGAGUGUAUAGUCUGGUAGAAAGGUAAGACACAAGUAGGGAUGAUUAAACUAUGUAAUAGUACAUAAAUGCAUUAUAGAACUGCAAAACAAAUCCCAUGUGAGGGGAGAAAGUCAUCACCAGCAGGAGGAAUCACAGCAUCUCAGUGCAGAUAAAGCCAGACUGAAUUUUGCCUUCAAACCGGGAUGCCUCACUGAGCUAGCGUAAGUUAGAGCAAGGUGUUGUUAUCUUGAGCAUGGGAUGUUCAUAAAGGUGGUCCCCAAUUCAAUCCACAUAUUUACUAAGUCUUUCCUAUAUUCACAACAGUGUGAUAGGUACUACUUCCCUGCAAAUCAGGCAGAGAUCCGCAUUUCUGUCCUCAGGAGGAUGGGGCCAGAUUCUACCCCUUAUUAGGGGUCCUGGAAAGACUUCAUCACCCAAUUGUUGUUAGGAGAGGUAGCUGCUGGCGUUAGGGGAGGUAGUGUUUUGUUUUAAGGGAGAAGCCUGGUUCGGGGGAGUAACAGUAUUGAUGUCUCAUAGCCCGUUCAUAAGCCCAGGAAAUGGCCCAUGGGAAUGGCAUGAAGCCGAGGCCAUUGCAGGGCUCCCCUUGCCAACUAGCCCAUCUCUGCCAUCCCUGCCCCUGCUGUCUUGGCACACAGCCUUGCUCUAGAAAUGACACUGGUUUUUGAGCCCCUGCCCGUCUCUGUGACUUGUGAACGUUGCUGUCCUGUGUCUGGGGUUCAUUGUAUGAACUGUGAGCCGGGGCUCAUCUAUUUUAAACACAGAUGUUUACAAAAUAAAGGAAAUUUCAAACCACAACUGAGCUGCAACACAGCAGUCCUGAGAUAGUCUCAGUGAGAGGGGACUGGGCAUUUAGGGUUGGUAUAAAGGUGGGGGAGGGUCUAGGUGCCCUAAGUCACUGCGCUGUGAUUCUUGCUGUAGUUUUUCUGAUGUCACCUAUAAGGAAGUCCACUUUGGAAGCUGCAACAUCUCUUCCUAUCCUCCUGAGAAAUGGGCUUAAAAUUAUAGGAUUUGGGUGAGACACAAGGAAGAACUUCCCAACAUUGAUUUGCUAAAAAAGGUUCCUGGCGGAGUUUAAUUAUGAUCAUCACCUCUGGAAGGUCUUUUAAGACUAGCAUUCAUUUUUAAUUUUGGGGGAGUAGAAUGGUGUCUAUCUGCAUGAAACACAGAGAAGGGAUUAAAUGAUCUUUCAAGCCCAUUUCAACCUUGUAUUGGAUACUUCAGGGAAGCAGAAGCAAAAAUUAAGCAUUCUUUUUUUUCUCCUUUCCACCCCACCCUCGCCCCCCCUGAAAAGAAAGAACCUUUAUAUCACAUAACCAAGCAAAAUGUUAGUCACGUUAGUCACAUCCCAAAAUGCAUUUCUUCUUUGGCAAAUUAGUCUAUCAUCUCCCAAUCAGAUUGGCAGCAUUUUUCCUUACUGGUCCUCUGGAAAAUGCUUUAUCAAUUAGUUGAUCAGAGUCCUGAAGUCUUUCAAAAUUAUUCAUUUUUCUAAUAAUGAUGCUAUAGUAUAGAUUGUUCUUUUAGGCUUUGCUCAUCUCGCUCGGCAUCAGUUCAUACAAGUCUUUCCAUGUCUCUUCAAAACUGGCUUUUCCCUCUUUUCUUACAGCACGUUAGUAUUUCAUUAUAAUCACCACCCUCUUGGUUUUCAGGUUUUUUGCCCCCACAGAAAGCUGCUCUGAAUACUUCAAUGAGCUGAAGCUGUUUGGGGUGGAGAUGGGGAGGAGUGGGACAGAAAUAGGAAGAGGUAAUAUAUCUGGAUUUGAGUUUGAAUCCUGCCUUUCUACCUGUGUCUCAUCACCUGGAAACAAGGGGUUGGGACUACAUGAUUUCUAAGCUUUCACAUGCAAAAACACAAGCCUGAACACUGAUAACCAGAUACCUUACAUGUCCCAAAUAUUGUAUAGUGCAGAAGUUUUUCACAUCAAUUAUUUUAUUUGCACGAAAGUCCUGUGAGGUGGUCAGGGCAACUAGUCUUACCUCCAUUUUAUGGAUGAGAAAACUAUGAUCUGAAAGACCAUAAGUAGAAUAGCUAGAACUGACGUAUUCUGACAUAUUCCAUUCAAAAUGCUUUUUCUGCUAAACCAAAAGGAAAGUCCUGUGAAUUAUCUUGUCCUCUAAACUUAGUGGCACACACUCACAGUUAUAUGUUGCCACCUGAAUAACUUAUUUUCCUGAAAAGUGGGAUGAGACUAGUAAGGGGCAGGGCAGUACUCUGGGUAAAGAUGAGUGGACCUAAGGAGAGAUGAUAACAGGACUAAAAACUCAUGCUGUUCUGGGGCAGAGGGAUUACAAGGGAGUAGAUAACAGAAGGUUCAAGAAGACCUUAGGGAGUAGUGGGAAAACAUGAAAACAAGUCCAGGGCAUGUUGGCAUUGUUACAGUUUAGCCCAUUGUCAACUGGCAAAUACUAAUUACUUGGUUGCCUGGUAGGGAGAUUCCAGAGAUUCCUCCUUCCCAGCUUCAGUAGGGGGCGCAGUGCACCCCUAAUUCUUGCUAGCCCUACUUUAGGUAAUCCUGCCCUUAAGAAAAAUUGGUUCUUUCUGGCUAUCUGCACACGUGUCUGGCAGGUGUGUGCCAGACCCAGGUUGAAAAAGGGAGAAGAGGAUGGACCCUUUCUGAAGAAUCAACUCUCCAGGGCUUCAAGCAGGGAUGGAACACUUGCCAGGGUAUUUUCCUUCAGUCCCUCCCCAGAAUUGCAAACACUUUAAUUCAUUUCAUUUUAACAUUUAUUAAAUGCUAAUUAUGUGCUUGGCAGGAUUUUUUUUUUUAAACUGGGCUUAUGAUUUCUUAGUGUAGGAAGCUUUUGGUGAAGAGCUUCUCUGUCAAUACAAAUCAUUAAAUCUGCCACUUCCAGAUUUAGAGAAUUCUGUUGUUGAGUCAUUUUCAGUCAUGUCUUUGUGACCCCAUUUAGGGUUUUCUUAGCAAAAACACUGGAGUGCUUUGCCAUUUCCUUCUCCAGCUCAUUUUAUAGAUAGAUUAGGAAACUGAGGCAAACAGGGUUCAGUGACUAGCUCAGGAUCAUAAAUGUGGUAAGCGUCUGGACCAGAUUUGAACUCAGAAAGAUGAGCCUGUCUGACUCCAGGUCUGGCCCUCUACUUCAUCUCCUAGCUGCCCUUAGAGAAUUCACUGGGGCACUAAUAGGUUAGGUAAUUUUUCCAGGGUCACAGAUCAUAAGAUUAUAGAUACAGAGCUGGAAGGGGCCUUUAGAGGUCAUUGAGUCCAGCCCCCUUAUUUUACACAGGUGUCUGAACCCCACAAAGAGAGAGGUUAAGCGAUUUGCCUAAGGCCACACAGCUAAUAAAUGUCUGAAGUAGGAUUGGAACUCAAGUCUUCCUGACUCAAAUCUACUCCACUGCCCACAGUUUCUAAAAAGGCAAACAUAGGAAUUUCCCCACGAGGGAUCCAAAGCUUGGUUUCCUCUGCUAUAAGGAGAUACUCGGGGGCAGCUAGGUGGUGCAGUGGAAAAAGCACAAGUCCUGGAUUCAGGAAGACCUGAGUUCAAAUCCAGCCUCAGACACUUGACACUUACUAGCUGUGUGACCCUGGGGAAGUCACUUUACCCUCAUUGCCCCAUAAAAAACCGAACCAAAACAACAACAACAACAAGACGUAAUUAGGAUAUACUCAACUCUACUAAAAAGGCUAGAUUUGAACUCAGGUUAUCUGACUCUGAGGCCAGACCUCUAACCAUUAGAUCAGGAUAGAAAGGCAAAUAUGAAAAGCAGUUCUGAUAUACUUACUUCUCCAUCCUCUCUCAGAAAAAUAAAAAACUUCCCUUGGCACAAAUUAAAGCAGUUAAACAUAACCGAUCAAAAAAAGCAAUCCAGUAUGGAAACUUAUGCUACAUUUUAUAUCCAUUAUACCUCACCUCUGUACCCUGGAGGCAUGUGAGUCACUCCUAUUCUUUGGAAACAAGGUUGUUCAUUGCAAUUAAUCUAAGGUCGGCUGCCAUUUACUGAUAUUUUCAUUUACAUUAUUGUAUGUUGUUCUCUUGUGAGCCUUGAACUCUUCAGAAGAAAGGUAUUAUUCAAAUCCAAGGCAUUAAUACAAUUAUCUUUUUUUAUUCCUCUGUUGGACUUUCAAAGUAUCAGAACUCAAGAUCACUUUUUUUUUUAACUCAAGAUCACUUAACUGUGUAUUGUUUUGGGUUUUGUUUUUUUGGUGUUUUUUAAAGUGACUUGCUCAAGGUCACACAGCUAGUAAGUGUUAAGUGUCUGAGGCCAGAUUUGAAUUCAGGUCCUCCUGACUCCAGGACUGGUGCUCUAUCCACUGCCCCACCUAGCUGCCCCAAGAUCACUUAACUGUGAAUUACACUGGAAAUCUCCCAGGUGAUUCUGAUUGGAUCUAGAACCACAGCAGCCUGAAUCCUAGCUACACUGCUUCUUCUGGGGUGCACAAGCUCCCUUAUAAGCAUCUUUGGAACUGACCCUUUGUCUGGGAGAUAAUGGACAGUGUUUUUACAAUUCAUGUGCUCAUUUUGUUUCGCUAACAUUUAUUACAUGCCUAAUAUGUGAGAAAGCACUGUGCUAGACCCUGUGGGAGACGCAAAAUAAGACAAUCUCUUCCCCCAAAGAGCUUACAAUGGAAAGGGGCACUGGAUAGAGUCUCAGAGCUGAAGGUACCUCAGAAGUAAUUUAGUCUAAUCUGACCUGAAUGGGAAUCUUCCCUGCAUUUCCACAAGUGGUAGUCAUCCAGCUUCCAUCCGUUCCAAGGUUGGGCAGCUCCAAUAGGAAUCUUUUCCUUACAUAAAACUGAAAACUGCAUCUCUCCAACUUCUUCCCUUUGUCCCUAGUUCUGCCCCCUGGGGCCAAGAAGACUAAAUCUAAUCCCUUUUCCAUUUGAUUGUCUUUCAAAUACCAUGACAGUUACAUGUCACCACUAAAUGUUUUCUCCCACGAGUCCUCAAUUUCUUCAAACAAUGCUUUUGUAAAAGGAGGAUAACCCUACGGACUCAACUCUGUUGUUUGUUUUUUUUGUCAAGUGAAACAGCAUUUCACUGAAUCCAUCAGAAUUUGAACAAAGUGGGAACACAGUCUGGGCAACACUGUCAGUCAACUAACUGACAGGAAUUUUAACUAGGUUUGACAGGAAGUCUGUUUAGUUGGGUCACACCCUGUGGAUCUUCUAUUAGUCCAGUUCAGAACCAAAGAAACUCGAGAAUCUGACAGUGGAGAGAAGCCUCCAGUGAAACCCCUGAGAAGAAAUCCCUUCUGGGUGUGUGGGUUGGGGGAGAACAGCCAUUCUGCCUCAGUUUCUUUCCCUCCACAACUUGACUAGGGGAGGGCCUAAUAAACUUCAGAGGACAGGAGUAUUUUGACUAUCAAACAUCCUUAGCAGCAUUCCCAGGAUAGCCAUAGCUGGUGCUCAUGUCUGCACUAGGAGUCAAAGUGUGGCUGACUAAUUGAUAAACAUGUAAGGAAGCAAAUUUGUGGGGGCUCUUGAGCAUUAGGAAAACUACCCCUAGUCCCUCAAGGCUAACUCUGUGACCCUGAGUAUAUGUAGUAGUCUUGAUUUUGGGGGGGCGGGUCUAGCCUGCUAGUGCAAGUGAGAGUUUGGGACAGUCUUUCCAAAGUAUUCACUACAUUUAUAUGGCAUGAUUUCCAUUCUGGUCAUGUUACAGUCUUUCAGUGUCUUUUUAAAAGUGAAGCAAUACACAAGUGAACACAGUAAAUCAGAACUGUCAGUAAGGGACAGUAGAUGCUCCCUUAAUGCAGUCUAAAGUUACACCAUGGUGUUCUAGAAUCAAAGUUAUAGGUGACCCAUAGGAGAAAAGAGAGGCACACAGUGGGCAUAAAGGAAAUGUUGGGCAAGGAAAAGAUGUUGGUUGGUCCUAUAAUGAGAGCAAGGGAUAACAUGGACAACUAGAGUGCUGCAGUGGUACUUACACAAUGUUAAAUAAUCUAGAGAAAGGUGUCCUUCUCAUUAGGUAGAUCUUUUCUGGAGGAUUUUUGGAAGGACAUGGGUAAGACUCAACCAGAAUGAGAAGUCUUGGAUAGUAUAGUAGUCCAGGUCUUACCAGGCCAGUCUGGUGCUUCAGGGUUGAGAUUAGGACAAAACAAAACACUUAUGAAACAUUCACAAACGAACAAAAGGACACUUGCUGUACCAUGGCAAGGGAAGGAUAUUCAAAGAAGGGAAAUUCAUUGAAAAUAUAGCCUUAAUUAAGUUGCUUGAGGCUUCCCUUCUCCAUGUUGCCCAUGAUGGUCUGCUGGAAAGAAGCCUGAGGAGGAGAAGGAGCUCCUUAUACCCUGGGUUGUUUUUUUAUACCAGGUGACCAGGGAACUGGUCAAUUGGUUUAGUCUCCUAAACCGAUUAAGUCUCAAGGGUUGUUUCAAUACUUUUUAAAAAAUUAUUUAUUUUUUUGCGGGGUAAUGAGGAUUAAGUGACUUGCCCAGGGUCACACAGCCAGUAAGUGUCAAGUGUCUGA